AGGAAACGGGAGAAAGGCAGCUUGGCUUCACCUCGUUCGUCUCUCGCUCAUGCAUGCCUCCCGUGUGGGUCACUGAGACUGAGAGCGUCCUGCACAUCGCGUGCGUGUGAGCUAGCUGUUUCACGGAUCAGGAUAUGAUGCAGCUGAAGGCUCGGCGAUCCGCCGCUGCUUCUUCCCUGCAGUUUGCUCUCGUCUUCGCCCUGCUGAUCUCGAAUUCAUUGGCAGGGAGACAACGCAGCUUCAUGAUUGAUCAAGGUUCUGCUCAGCUUCAACAGGGACCAGAAGCUGAAAAGAAAAAUGGAGCACGGAUACAAGUGCAUGGCCGGAUUCUCAGUGUGAAGACAAAUGACUACGGCAGUUACGACCCUUCCCCAUCCAUGGACAAGCCUCACUUCAAGCUCAUACCCAACUGAUUAAUCACUUGAUCCACAGUGGGGAAUUAAUUAAGCGAGAACGAUUCUACCUUUAUAUGGGGGAUUUGAUGUAUAGAAAUAGAGGUAUUCCUAGCUAGAGACUUGCUCAUAUUGUAAUUAGUACUCUAAUAUAGAUGUGACAUAGAUGCUGCUUUUGCUUAGCCCAAAUUAUCUCUCAACGUUUUGAUCCGCUGACCAUGUCAUACGAGUUCUCAAUGUAUUCUACUUGAAUUAUACAUAGCUAAAAGUUUUUUUUUCUCAAGUGGGAGUUU
Messenger RNA from Oryza brachyantha (malo sina), 685 nucleotides. RefSeq names its product protein CASPARIAN STRIP INTEGRITY FACTOR 1-like. Bases 135 to 413 code for a protein of 92 amino acids. The record is from RefSeq and is a predicted model, not a curated record. The transcript is spliced from 3 exons. NCBI's taxonomy places the organism in Eukaryota, Viridiplantae, Streptophyta, Magnoliopsida, Poales, Poaceae.